AUCAUAUAUCGGUAUAAACUAAUAUCGAAAUCAUAUAAAUCAACUAAACCCAUCACUCAACAAUAACAACUAUCAUUUAGACACUAUCACUUGACACGAUACAACACACGUAGAUAACCAUAGCCUCAAUGAAAGCUAUCGCAGUGGGCGGACACCGAUCGUAUUACUCUGUGAGCCAAACAAUUGUCAACACUGACGAGCAGUGCUGCACAAACCAUGGCCCUGUUUACAUAUCUCCUCCUGGCAACCCUACACGCAACCCUUGCCGAGGACUGCAUCAUCAACAACAUACCAGAACGCAUGGCAUUCGAGAAACAACUACGGAAAGACCUAAAAUGCAAUUACAAAAUCUUCGAUCCCCCACCACAUAACGGCUCCAGCUUCCCAGUCAACGUCAAGUUCGUGAUGAAGAGAUUCAACUUCAACAGCGAAGAAGACACUUUCUCUGUUCAGACGAGAAUGUUUGUCUCUUGGAACGACCCCCGCCUCCAAUGGAACCCGGAGAAAUACUACGGGAUUGAUGCAACAGAAAUGACAGUGCUGAACAUUUGGGCUCCUACGCUGACUCUGGUCAACUCCGUAUCUUCUGAUGACUUCGAUGACAGGUUCUACUUUGCUCGCUGCAACAUUUAUAGUGAUGGCGACGUGCGUUGUGUGCGCAGGGUGACCCACGAUGCUGCCUGUGACGUCAACCUUACAGAUUGGCCUUAUGAUCAGCAAGAGUGCAGUCUCAUCUUCGAGGCUGCGGAUGUCAGAUCGAUGAAGAUACACAUUAACGCGUCUUCACGUGUUUUCAGCAUGUGGGGGGCUGAAUAUGGCGCUGAGUGGAUCAUAACAGAUUACAAGCAAGAGACAAACUACAGUAGUAAUAAACAGUUGAAGUUGACGUUUGUAGUGGAGCGGGAGGCGCGAGGUUUAGCAGCGAUUGUGGUGUAUCCAGCGAUGAUAUUGACAGUUAUGAGUGUGACGGUUCUUUUUAUGGAUGUGAGGCGUGCUGUGCGGUUGGGUCUGGCCAGUUUCUGUCUCCUGUGUCAUCACUACUUCUUGUGUGAGUUAGCAGGGAAUAUACCGACGAAGAAUACAAAACCUCCAAAUUUGCUGUUGUACUACCGCGCCUCGGUGGUGCUAUCGUUGGUAUCAAUGCUACUCACGUGUGUGUUGGGCAAAAUAUGUGGACUCAAGUCUGCUCCUCAGAAUUACAUUAUAUCUUUCAACAAUUUUGUGUUCGAAAGUUUUGGGAGAUAUUUGAUAUUUCCUCAAUGGGAGCUCGAGUGUGACUCCGAUGGUAAGCCGUUUAGUCAAGAUUGGACAAAGUUUGCGAAUAUUAUUAAUACUGCUUUUAUCAUAGUGGUAAUUAUCACGUAUGUUUGUUUGUAUUUUAUUUUGAUGCCGCAACCUAUACCUAUUACAUAUUGAUUACACAUUGGUUUGUAAUUAAA
Messenger RNA from Spodoptera frugiperda (fall armyworm), 1439 nucleotides. RefSeq names its product acetylcholine receptor subunit beta. Gene Ontology annotation, biological process: signal transduction; chemical synaptic transmission; nervous system process. Gene Ontology annotation, cellular component: synapse; membrane; neuron projection. The transcript has a single exon. Gene Ontology annotation, molecular function: neurotransmitter receptor activity; extracellular ligand-gated monoatomic ion channel activity; transmembrane signaling receptor activity. Lineage: Eukaryota; Metazoa; Arthropoda; Insecta; Lepidoptera; Noctuidae. The record is from RefSeq and is a predicted model, not a curated record. The coding region runs from base 217 to 1416 and encodes 399 amino acids.